Plasmodium coatneyi is the source of this 885-nucleotide messenger RNA. RefSeq names its product Variable surface protein Vir7-like protein. The transcript is spliced from 2 exons. Bases 1 to 885 code for a protein of 294 amino acids. The record is from RefSeq and is a predicted model, not a curated record. NCBI's taxonomy places the organism in Eukaryota, Apicomplexa, Aconoidasida, Haemosporida, Plasmodiidae.
AUGGCCAAGCCGGAGAAUGCAUGUUUGGAUGCAUUACCUUCCAGAAAAAUAUAUGCCGCAUUUGAACAGAACAAUGGUGGCAAACAAACAUGUACGGAAAUCAGCACCUGGACAACAGAAAUAGAAACAAUUUUAAAUAAUAAAUUAAAGGGACCAUAUGAUGCAAAGCAGUGUGCUGAAAAAGUUGCGAAUGUUUGGUGUUAUGUAUCUGAGUUGACGUCGAAGGGUGAAGCAUGUAAAACAAUUUGUGACUUCUUUUAUUAUUGGCUAGGAUGCACAUUGGUGGAUAUACUGAAGUACUCUCAUGAAUUCCGUGAAAUUAUGAAUCAAAUUUAUGGAGUAUUAGUAAAAUUUCCCAAUACAGGGAAAUGUGAAACUAUAAACACUGCUCCUACUACAAGCACUACAUUCUUCAAGCCCAGGAAAAUAAUAUUUGAUUAUCUAUAUGAUUGUAGUAUAGUAAAUUCCUGUUCAGAGUCUACUGGUCACAAUUGCACUAGUGCCUAUUCUACAUAUACCGAGGAAGUUGAGCAAAAGUAUAGAAUGGUAUGUGCAAAUUGUGUAAUUGAAACCGGUGGUGAUCCAUGCUGUAGGAAGCUCAAACAGCGAGGUGGAACAUCCAUUCCCCCAAAUCUAUCAGAUUUAACAUGUCCUGAAGUAUCCGAUUCGGAACCUGUUCAACAACUUUUAGCAUGUAUAGAGCAACAGCAACAGCAGCAGGAACAACAACAGGAACAGGUACAGUUUGUAGGUCCUGCUUCUGGUGGAAGUGUCGUACCUGCUGCUGUCUCCUCUGCUGUUGGAUUAGUAGGAUUACCUGCAUUGGCAUUCUUCUUAUAUAAGGUACAAAGUACAACUACCCUUUAUAAAGUGCAAUACCAAUAG